AUGUCUCUGAACAUGCCUGAUUAUCUCGCAGAAUCGAGAGAAGCCGAACGGUCAUCUGAUCACUCCCAGAGUCGGUCCAACAAGCGAGAACGUCCCGAAUCUUCUCCUGGUUCUCCCCAGCAGCCAACCCCCAAGAGACUCAGAACUGAAGAGCCUAGGAAAGAGGAGUCUCCGUUGUUCCGGCUUCCGCCCGAAUUACGGAACGAGAUAUACCGGAUCGCUUUCAUCCGUUCGACCGUCACGAUCACCGCUAAGGUGGUGUAUGGCUAUACCUGUGGCCGUUCUAGAUUCCGCUGGAGGCGCAAGAAUGUGCGACAUCACGAUUCAUGGAGAACAACCGAGUACUUGCCGGUUGCCUUUCUCAGAGCCUGCAAGCAAGUUCAUGCCGAAGCGCGGGCGAUUCUGUACACCAACUACUUCGACGUGCAAGAUAUGGAGACACUCGUCGUUUGGUUGAAAGACUUGGGGACCAAUACUGCCUGCCUACGAACCAUUGUACUCCAGACCGAGCCUCAGGGAUGGUUGCCGUCAUCAACUCCAAGCAGAUACCGGACUCAGCAGACCCGUUAUCGAGAACUGUGUCGUAGGGCUGCGAGGAUGCUAGCUACUGCCGAAAAUCUCCAGACUCUGCGGAUGCAGUAUUUUUACAAUCUUACAUGUAUGAUUGCUGGCCCGGCUCCGAGGGGAACUUUCAAGCGACCUGGACCUGUUUCUGGCUGGAUCGGCAUCGCGCGUCGGGUUGCGGAGGUAUUUUACCAUGAUUUUCGGUCGGUGUACUCCAAAGGUCUGUCCCGUGGCCACAGUCCGGAAAGGCUGUGUCAUAUUUUACAAGUUAGCCGGAAUAACUGGUGGUAUUAUCGGCACGCAUCGAGUCCGCAGAAACUUAAUGCCAAAGAGGCAAGAGAAGCUGAAGAGGAGGUUAUAGAACAUCUAAGGCUGCUGCUGAGGAGAAACCUCGAAACUCGCCUGGGAUAUCGAGCUUGA
Messenger RNA from Colletotrichum tamarilloi, 984 nucleotides. RefSeq lists its product as uncharacterized. The record is from RefSeq and is a predicted model, not a curated record. Lineage: Eukaryota; Fungi; Ascomycota; Sordariomycetes; Glomerellales; Glomerellaceae. The transcript is spliced from 4 exons. The coding region runs from base 1 to 984 and encodes 327 amino acids.